Molecule: messenger RNA, 1131 nt
Organism: Jaminaea rosea
Lineage: Eukaryota; Fungi; Basidiomycota; Exobasidiomycetes; Microstromatales
Exons: 2
Coding region: 1-1131 (376 amino acids)
Biological process (GO): peptidyl-lysine dimethylation
Molecular function (GO): protein-lysine N-methyltransferase activity
Source: RefSeq, a predicted model, not a curated record
AUGUCUGCGACAGACUCAACGACCCAGAUAGUUGCGACAGCGCUAGUCAGCGAAAUUGCGUCCGCACAAGUCGAGCUCCUCAGACCGGCGACUUCGCAACCGCCCUCGGCCCGCUUCCAUCCAAGCGUCGGCCUGCCUGAACAAAGCGUCUCGUAUCGACCAUGUCCGCCUUGGCCGUCAGGUAGCAAAACAGACUCAGCAGUCACAGUAACGACGCCGCUGCUCACCGUCACGAUCCCUCCUGCCUCUGUUCCUCUCAUCUUUGCCCACCGACAAUGGCGAGCGGGCCUCAUCCUCGCGGACUUGAUUGCGGCCGCGUCUCACUCCUCGCCUUUCAAUGUGCAAGGACGCAGCGUGCUUGAGCUGGGUUGCGGGACGGCUAUACCAGGCAUGGUGGCAGCGAAAGUCGGUCAGUCGAGUAGGUCCCUUGUGACGGACUACGCUUCUCCUCCUCUUAUCGGGACCCUCACGUCGAACGUUCGCUCCAAUUUCACACCAGAGCACAUCAAGGCGCUGAUCCGACCCGCGGGCUUCACUUGGGGUUCAAGUACCGAGGACCUCGAGGACAUCGUCGACGCACUAGCACGAGAACAACGCCGAGCGGGCGAAACCCCGCAAACAUCGUACCGCUGGGAUUGCAUUCUCCUCGCCGACUGUCUCUGGGAUCCACUCAGUCAUGCCGACCUACUUGCGAGCAUCACCAAGCUCCUCGAAAAACCGGACGGCCGCGUCCUUGUCGUUUCUGGCCUGCACACAGGGCGCGAGAAGCUGGUCAACUUCAUCCGGCGAGCGAGGAGGAGCGGCCUCGCUCUCGUCAACGUAGGCGCUGGGUUCCCUUCACUCGACGCAGAGCAGCAAGUUGUUGCUCAAGCAGAGCAAGCCAGCAUGACCCUCGACGACGCGCUCUACUAUGCCCCGCAAUUCGUCUACGAGCUGGAGCUCGCGUCGGACGACGACGACGAACAAGACCCGACGGCAGCAUGCAUCGAUACUGGCUCACAACCUCGUCUGACUGGCCGACGUCGCACGUUCGUCAUUGAAGAGCGCGAGGAAGAGAGCAAGGAGCUCGGCGGCGUUCACGUACGCAACAGAUGGAUCACGGUGUGGGGACUUGGAUGGGCUGGCAACUAA